Acipenser ruthenus (sterlet) is the source of this 1949-nucleotide messenger RNA. Its product is annotated as 2-oxoglutarate receptor 1-like. NCBI's taxonomy places the organism in Eukaryota, Metazoa, Chordata, Actinopteri, Acipenseriformes, Acipenseridae. The transcript is spliced from 2 exons. Gene Ontology annotation, molecular function: G protein-coupled receptor activity. The record is from RefSeq and is a predicted model, not a curated record. The coding region runs from base 86 to 1063 and encodes 325 amino acids. Gene Ontology annotation, cellular component: plasma membrane. Gene Ontology annotation, biological process: G protein-coupled receptor signaling pathway.
UAUAAACCCUCUGAGAGCCUCUGAGGAAACCACUGGAUAAAAUAGACCAAGAGCAGCUCAUUGUGUAGCAAUACUAAUUCGUGCCAUGGAAGGCAAUGCUUCAGACAACACUUCAGCUCCCAUCUGCACCAACGUUGAUACUCUAAUGAAGAGGUAUUAUCUCCCAGCAAUGUAUAGUACAAUCUUCAUUGUAGGCUUAUUGGGAAACCUAUUCGCCAUCACAGUGUAUCUGGUCAAGAUGAGACCAUGGAAGAGCAGCAGCAUCAUCAUGUUUAACCUUGUGGUAACAGAUUUUCUGUAUAUGUUGAGUCUGCCCUUCUUGGUAUACUACUACAUCAAUGGCGAUUCCUGGACCAUGGGAGAUUUCAUGUGCAGGUUUGUGCGCUUCGCUUUCCACUUCAACCUUUACGGGAGCAUCCUCUUCCUCACCAGCCUCAGUGUCUUCCGCUACGUCGCCAUUGUCUACCCCUAUCGAGCUCAGCAGGUGCAGAAGAAACGAUGGGGCAUCCUUCUUUGCACCAUUGUCUGGGCAACUGCAGCAGUGGCAAUCACCCCUAUGACGACAAUGAUCUCUCUGACUGAAUUGCAGAAUGUCACGCAAUGCUUAGAUUUUGCGAGCAAUGACUUGGAAACAGUUUGGUGGUAUAGCUGGCUUUUGACAGUGCUGGGGUUUCUCGUGCCCUUAGCGACUGUAUGCAUGUGCUACUUCAGCAUUGUACGGGCGCUGAGCACAGGGCCUCACACUCAGAGUGAGUGCAGGAUAAAGGCCCGGCGUCAUGUCGUCCUCAUCAUAGUUGUGUUUGUGCUGUGCUUUCUGCCUUUUCAUAUAUCAAGAGCCAUCCGGGUGCAAACCAGGAGACCUAGUUUUGACUGUCUUGUGAUGAGGCAAGCUCAUGCAGCAUACAUCUUCUUUAGGCCGAUUGCAGGUCUGCACACUUUUUUCAACUUAGCUUUGAAUACAACUGCUGGGGAUCAGUUUCAGAAAGCCUGUAGCGAGCUUUUCAAUUGCUUCCGUUGUGAAUCAAAACGCAAGGAAGUUUGCAACAUGGCUGUCAUUUCAUAAAUCCGACAACCCUUCAUAAAUGUAUAUGUAUACGAUUUAAAAACACUGUUUAGGUAACUUUCAAGAAGUAAUAUUGAAGUUUUUCUGUUUAUGCAAUUACUGUGAACCAAAGCUAGUUUCUAUCGUAUGUUAAAAGCAAAUGUUGAAACCAUGCUAACCAACUUUUGGUGAUGCCAGCAAGCUAAUGACAUAAUGAUACAAUGCCAGGAGACCAAGGGUUUAGCUUUAGAUUAAUGUGAAUAUGUGGGUCAGACACUUAAUGAACACUGAUCAAACUCCAUCUCAUGGGAAUUUUAGAUCCAAGGUAUGAUUUAAAAACAUAUUUGUAUUUAAAAUGUACAGCAUGUAGUUCACCUUACCUGCAGUGUACUAAGUAUAUUUAGAGAAAUUAAAAAUCUUUAUCAAUGUCUUGAUCAAUGUUUGUCUCAAUUCAUUACAACUGUACAUUUCUUUUUAUUACACACUUCAUUUAAAGUGUUUGCUAGUAAAGAAAUUGAAUUACUUGUCAACAGCCUCAUUUAAAUAUCACAGCUAUCAUUUACUAGGUUUCCUUUAUAAAAGACAUUAUGGCAAACUUUAAUGUUUUUUUUUUUUUAAACUGGCAAAUUUAUUUCAAACACAGUCACUAAUUAAAUACUAUUAAAACAUGUAAUGUGACUUCACCAUUGUGUGUCUGUCUGUAAUAUGAGACAAUGUAAGACUUUGAAUGAUUUGUUUCCCCAAAACACGCACACUUUCCUGUACUGUAAUACAUAUUGUAAUGAUACAUGGUUUUAUGUUUUAUUUUAUUUUUAUUUUUUUUUAUAAAUGUUUAAUAGCUGUAUUGUUUCAAUUUCUUAAAUAAAAACAUGUGCUGAACUACAACCCAUUUUGCAGUUUACUGGUA